UCUUUUCUAUAGUUAUACAAGAAUGCAGAAUAGUUUAAGGAGCCUUCCUGAAUCAUGCAUUAUCAUGUAGAUUUGAACAAGUUAAGCAUCAUUAUUUUAUUCCCCUAGAGGAGAGACAGUGUCCUGGCACUACUCGUGCAAUUAUUUUUUAAUGAUGAGGUGAGUUGAUCCAUAUUUAUAGUUUCUUAAUUCAUUGGAAUGUAAGAAGGGUGGUGGGAGACACUGCACAGACAUCGGUGGACAAAGCAUCAGAUCCAAUUCAAAAUCAUGUUAGGACAUACUGAGUCUGAGAAUUUUGAUUCCCUUUGCCUCCCCUUCUCUCCUUCCUAUAUAUACAUGGUCUUGCCACGGCCAAGAGAGUGCAAUCCAGAUUCAAUUACCUUCGAAAUUUUUUGUUAACUAGGUGACCUAUCGGAAAAUGGCUUCACCUGCAAACCCAAAAUCCCACUUUCAUGCUCGCUCCGUGAGCUUGCCUUCCGAGCCUAAACCCCUCAUUCCUCAAGCAGAGAAUCACUUGAGGAGGAUCAGAAGUUCAGAAGCAGCCACCACCAGUUCCUUUUCAUCAGUGAGCAUCACGAUAAGCAGUCUCGUAGACUUUUACGACUCCGUUGAUGACUUGCUUCUCUUGCCACAUGCCCAACGGGCCUUCGUUCAAGAGGGCCGCGAUGAGGUGUUUGAGAGAUCACUCAGUCUCCUCGACAUUUGUAGCACUGGCAAAGAUGUAGUAGCGCAGACAAAGGAAACUGUGCAGGUUCUCCAAUCGACAUUGCGCAGGAGACGGGGCGAUGAACUGGCACUGAGAAAUGAGGUCGGGACAUACUUGGCCUCUAGGAAGAAAGCAAAGAAGACAAUUCAAAACUGCUUGAAAAAUUUGAAGAUCAAAUCAACCAUCUCUUCUUCCGAUCAAAGUGGGGUGACAAUUGUUUCCAUAUUAAGAGAAGCGGAGGGAGUUGCUCUCAAGACUAUCGAAUCGUUGUUGACAUUGGUACGUGGAAAGUCGGCGAGCUGCUCUUUCUUCUCCAAGUGGAUGCAUUCCAACCGAGUGGCGGCCGAUGAGAGAGCAUCCAACAGCGAAUUAGAGAUUGUGGAUGCUGCAGUCGAUGCCCUCCUAAGCCAUAAGAUUGGAAAAGCAAGCAACAUUCAAAUGGAACAUGUACAGAAAGUGAUGGCAGAACUUGAGUCCCACAUUCAGGACAUCGAAGAAGAGAUGGAGCACCUGAUCAGGCGCUUGAUCAAAACCCGAGUAUCCCUCCUCAAUAUUCUCAACCACUAGUCCGAAAAAGUCAUGAAUCCUGAGAUGUAGAGCAUUAUGUAGUAGAGACUUUUGUUGUACAGCUUGUAUACAGCUCAAAGAGAUACAAAUUUAUACAGAUCUGAUCUUUC
Eucalyptus grandis is the source of this 1383-nucleotide messenger RNA. RefSeq lists its product as uncharacterized. Lineage: Eukaryota; Viridiplantae; Streptophyta; Magnoliopsida; Myrtales; Myrtaceae. The transcript has a single exon. The record is from RefSeq and is a predicted model, not a curated record. Gene Ontology annotation, biological process: shoot system development; root development. Bases 419 to 1273 code for a protein of 284 amino acids.